GCGAACAGUAACUCCAAUUAAUGAUUCCAGUGAAGAGUCACAAGUAGCUUCAAAAUAUCCCAUCUAUAUAUACUUCUUUCCAAAACCCUAAUUUUUCAUCAUCAAUUUAACAAAAUAAAAAAAUAAAAAAAUAAUUUUUUUUGUUAUGCAUUUUACCUAAGAAGAAGAAGAAAAAAAAAAGAAAAUCAUUUUUAAUAUAAUUAAAUAUGGCUUCGUCGUCGUCGUCGUCUACCUGCAACAAGUCUUUCUGCGACGACUAUUUGCUACUGAAACCGGAAGAAGCGAGUUUCUCGGAGCUGGUGAAGAUGCUUUUAUCCAGCGAUGUGGGAAAGAGGAACUUCGUCGACUGCCCGGAAGGGAUUCGCGAGCCGUUUGGCCGGAGAUGGAUUAUGAUUGUUUCUGUUCUCGUCCAGAAGUUCUUGUCGGCCACGGCGAAGCCUAUGGCCGCCGUUGGUUCUGCGUUCGAACAUUGGAUCAAUUUGCUGUCGGAGAACGGUGGUUUCUUUCGCCUCAUCCUUAAAUCCAUCAAAGGGGAAGUUGUACAUCGAGACACUGCAUCGGCUGAUUUUUUAUCGUUUAUCGGAAACAUUGACAAACGAAUGGAUUUAGACCCGAAAAUAAGCCGUGAAGAUGGAAGAUACUAUGCUGCACUUUCUGUAAUGGCUUCUAAGCUCUCUUAUGAGAACCACAAUCAUAUCAAGUCUACCGUCGAGGACAACUGGAAGAUGGAUUACGUUGGCUCCUACGAUUACUGGAAUGACUAUCAACAGAAAACAACAACACAGGCAUUUUUACUGGAGGACCAAAACGACGUCGUAGUAGUGGCGUUCCGAGGAACCGAGAGCUUCGACGCCGACGCAUGGUCCUCCGACUUCGACAUCUCCUGGUACGACAUCCCCGGCGCCGGAAAAAUGCACGGCGGCUUCCUCAAAGCCCUCGGCCUCCAGAAGAGCAAAGGCUGGCCGGAGGAGCAAGACUCCGGCAAGCCGGAGACCGCCUACUACUCCAUCAGGAAGCUCCUCAAGGACCGCCUCGACAAGAACAGCAAGGCCAAGUUCAUCGUCACCGGCCACAGCCUCGGCGGUGCGCUGGCGGUUCUCUUUCCGGCCAUACUUGCGCUCCACGGCGAAACGUCGCUGCUCGAAAGGUGCGAAGGGAUCUACACGUUCGGCCAGCCGAGAGUUGGGGAUCACAACUUCGUGGAAUUCAUGAAAGAAACUAUAGAGAAACACCACAUUAAAUAUUACAGAGUUGUUUACAGCUUCGACCUCGUGCCGAGGCUGCCGUACGACGAUUCCACUCUCAUGUUCAAGCAUUUCGGCACGUGCAUCUAUUACAACAGCUUCUAUAAAGGACAGGCUAUGGUAGAAGAGCCGAACAAGAACUACUUCUCCUUAAUAUGGCUGAUACCGAAAAUGGCGAACGCUUGUUGGGAGUUGAUUAGAAGCUUCACCAUUUCGUACACGCGGGGCCCGGAUUUCCGAGAAGGUGGCCUCCUUCGAGUGUUCCGUUUUAUCGGUCUUUUAGCUGCGGGGGUCCCAGCGCAUUGCCCCCAAGAUUACGUAAACGCCACUAGGUUAGGAUCGGCCGACGUGUUUCAACCACUGUUGGUUCCUACCUCAAAUGGCAAUAAAGUCGUCAAGACACAAUGAUUUAUAUAUGUAUGUCUGCGUGUGUGUGUGUCUGAUUGUGUGUAAGUGAUCAUGUAUGUUUGUGUGUUCAUGUGUCGUACCUUAUGUGGCUUUAGUAUCAAAAUUCUUUCGUGUACUAAAAUUGAAUAAUUGAUCGUUUACUCACUA
Molecule: messenger RNA, 1799 nt
Organism: Erythranthe guttata (spotted monkey flower)
Lineage: Eukaryota; Viridiplantae; Streptophyta; Magnoliopsida; Lamiales; Phrymaceae
Product: triacylglycerol lipase OBL1
Biological process (GO): lipid metabolic process
Molecular function (GO): triacylglycerol lipase activity
Source: RefSeq, a predicted model, not a curated record